AUGCGAAAGGACUUCGACGUUUGGAUGAGUACGCCAUACCACCGAAAUGUGGUAAUUCCGUGCAUGAUUGGGGUACUUUCUGCUAUUUUAGCUGUUGCCAUCUAUCAAUUAGUCAAAGCUGCUAUCCGAAGUUGUACAAGAAGAUUUCGUCGAUACCGCUUAUCCCGCCUCACCUGUGAAAUUGACGGCGAUAAGAAGCGCAUGUUGCCAAAGCGCGGAGACAGCGAUGACGAAGAGGACAUAUGA
This is a messenger RNA of Cylicostephanus goldi, 246 nucleotides long. The record is from the annotation of a GenBank genome assembly. Lineage: Eukaryota; Metazoa; Nematoda; Chromadorea; Rhabditida; Strongylidae.